Molecule: messenger RNA, 2085 nt
Organism: Ctenocephalides felis (cat flea)
Lineage: Eukaryota; Metazoa; Arthropoda; Insecta; Siphonaptera; Pulicidae
Product: leucine-rich repeat-containing protein 58-like
Exons: 6
Coding region: 246-1358 (370 amino acids)
Molecular function (GO): protein binding
Source: RefSeq, a predicted model, not a curated record
UAUUGUUAGAAUUAAUGGUUCGUCAUAUCGAACGUCGGUCAAAGUACGACCUCAUCGACUGGCUUAAUUAACAUACAUCACUGAUAAUAAACAAGAUAAAAAGUAUAGAAUUUUAAUUCCGUAAUCAUUUAUGAACUAACACAAAUAUAAUAUAAAUCAGUACUGAAUCGGUGCUCUCGAGAGUCGACAUUGUCAAAUGUUUCAGUAAUAAAUUGGUUUCUGUGAUACUUAUACAAAGCAAUAAAAUGGAGAACUACACAUCAGAUAGUAGUGAUAGUGAUCAUAUCGAAGAGCAUACAAUAGAUUUAUCAUAUUAUAUAAUAAAUAAUACCUUAGUGGAAGAAAACCUAAUUCAUCAGUCCGAGAAGUCUUUGGGUUUGAUAAAAAUUAUCAAAUUAAAUCACAACAAUCUACCUGUGGUUCCAAUUGCAUUGACAAAGUAUACAAAUCUAAAAGUAUUAGAUCUGAGCAAUAAUUGUCUCACUAGCUUACCAGAUUUACUUCAACAUUGUCCCCUGGACAAGUUGAUUGUAAAGAAUAACCUUAUAACAAAUGGAGGCCUACCAAAAACAUUUACAAGGAACUCUAUGAUAAAAGAAAUUAAUUUGAGUGGGAAUCGUUUGUCCAGUUUUCCAGAGCAAUUAUUAGAAUUAAAAGAACUGAAAUAUUUGUAUUUGGGAGCAAAUGAAAUUCCCAGCAUUUCCAAAGAUAUUUGGAGACUCGACAAUUUGAACAUUUUGUCAAUGGGAAGUAAUCGCUUGACGGAAGUUCCUGAAUCUGUUGGUCUGUUGAAACAUUUGAGAGCAUUAAUUCUGAGUGAUAAUAUUAUACACAAUUUACCAUCAAGCAUUGCAAAUCUCAAACAUUUGAAAACUCUUUCUUUACAUAAAAACCAACUCAGGACUUUACCUACUGAAAUUAUUACGCUUAAAUGUCUCUCUGAGUUGAGUCUCAGAGAAAAUCCAUUGGUUGUUCGAUUCGUGCAUGAUAUGACAUUAGCUCCAGCCUCUUUGCGAGAGCUAUCAGCACGAGUUGUAAAAAUCAACAAGAUGGUCUGUGGUCCAAAAGAUUUACCAAGAACUCUUCUGGAGUAUUUGGACAGUGGUCAUUGUUGUGUUAAUCCUAAAUGCGAAGGUGUGUUUUUUGAUAACCGUGUAGAACAUGUAAAAUUUGUCGACUUCUGUGGCAAGUAUCGUGUUCCUUUACUUCAAUAUUUGUGCUCAGCAAAAUGUAUCACUGAUUCCAAAGAUUCCCCUGCGGGUAGCUCGAGUUCUUACAAUAACAAUAACGGUGUUUUGUAUGAAAGAGAAGAACCUAGACCAAGUCCUGAUCUGAUGAGAAAGGUUUUGCUUGGAUAAAUGUAAAGUAGAAAGAAAGACCAGAUUAUAUUUGAAAUAUGAAAAAAAAACAGUCAUUUACAUAGUCAGUUAAUUUAAUGUGAAUUGUGACGCUAGUAACUAUUUACUUUAUAUUUUGUCAGCAAAUCCAAUUGUUUUCUCGACUUUUCAUGAAUACCAAAAUUGGGAUAAGUAUGUAUGUGUGUAUGAAUGUAUAUAUAUUUGAGACAAUUUUGACAUUUUGCCUUUUUUUUAAACGGCUGAAAAGAUUUCAAAAAUUUCAACACUUUUUAAUAAGACACAAUAGGAAUUCCGUUAUGCGCGAUGAUCGGUCAAGCCGUUUCUUUACAAUUAACAGAAUAACUAAAAUUGUAUCAAAGUUUACGCUAAAAAACCUUAAUCAAUUUUAAAAGUUCAAAAAGGUGUUGGUUGAGAAUUAUGUGGAUUACUUUUUGGUAAAGAUCGGUUGAGCCGUUUUUUUGUUGUAACUAAUUGGUAAUAUUUCUCUUUUACGAAUUUAUUAUACAGUGAUGGAGUUCACGGUCUAAAUGAACAUUCUAAAGCAUUAGAGGCCUACGAAAAGUGCGUAUCGUGAUUCGUUGGUUUUACUUUAUUUUUAAACCUCUAUGUAUGUGAUAAAUUUAAAUAACAAAAUUACAGAUAUUAUAAUUUCGUUUGAAAUAUAAAUUUGUAAAUUGUAUUGGUUAUAGUUAAAAUUGUUAUAACAUUUUAUUGUCGCAAUUUUGAA